AUGCGGGCAAGUUCUCCAUUCAUUGCCGGCCGACCUCAUUCACCCGGUCGCCCAUUCACCGCGGCGCGGCCGCAGUGCUCGGCCUACCUGCUCACCGGAGCGGCGUCGAGGCCACCUAGCCCAGAGCUCCGGCGCUCCUUCCGGCAACAGAGCCUGCUGGGAGGCCAGUGGCAGCAGCGGCGGAGAGCUAAAGGCCGGCCGCAGCGGCUGCGUUCUUGGCUGCGCUCCAUGCCGGCCGCCUCGAAGGCGGACCGGUGCGGCGGCGGGGGCGGCGGCGGCGGCGGCGGGGGCGGCGGCGGGGGCGGGGGCCGACCGCUGCCGGCCAGGGGCAGCGCGCCCUGA
Schistocerca gregaria is the source of this 342-nucleotide messenger RNA. Its product is annotated as transcription factor JunD-like. The transcript has 2 exons. The record is from RefSeq and is a predicted model, not a curated record. The coding region runs from base 1 to 342 and encodes 113 amino acids. Lineage: Eukaryota; Metazoa; Arthropoda; Insecta; Orthoptera; Acrididae.